Austrofundulus limnaeus is the source of this 1076-nucleotide messenger RNA. RefSeq names its product solute carrier family 46 member 2 (gene slc46a2). Gene Ontology annotation, cellular component: membrane. The record is from RefSeq and is a predicted model, not a curated record. Lineage: Eukaryota; Metazoa; Chordata; Actinopteri; Cyprinodontiformes; Rivulidae. Gene Ontology annotation, molecular function: transmembrane transporter activity. Gene Ontology annotation, biological process: transmembrane transport.
GCGAUGAUGAGAGUGGAGCUGCUGUACGGGUUGGCAGGACUGGUGGGCAGCUUGGUGUCGGGUCACCUGUUCCUGCUCUACAGCUCCAGCGUGGGGAACGGAACCAUCCUGCUGAUUGUGAGCACGCUGCUGCACCUCCUCUGCCUCCUCCAUUCCAUCUUCUUGCUGCAGGUGAAAGACGUGUCGAAGGUGGACCAGGAGGAGAACUAUCACCUCCUCUCCCACGCCUCCAGGAAUGCCUAUGUGUCCGAGUCCGCUGCGGAGAUCAACAAGGUGAACUUGGUUCUGCUGUUUGCAGCGGCCUUCCUGUAUGACUUCGCUGUGGGCGGAGCUGUGGAGAUCCUGGGUUCCUUUGUGCUGAAAUCGCCGCUCAGCUGGACCGCCACGCAGGUGGGCUAUGGGAACGCAGCAGGCUGUGUAAUUUUCCUCACCAGUUACCUCGGUGUCGCCGUAUUCCGGCGCUGCGUCGGCGAUGAAACUCUAAUCCUGAUCGGCAUGCUGUCGUUUGCAUCCGGCAUCUACUUCAUGACCUUUGUCAAGACAACGGCCACGUUCUACGCUGCUCGUUCCUUGAACCUGUUUGCUCUCAUCCCGCUGCCAACGAUCAGAUCUCUGAUUUCUCAGCAGGUUCCUGCAUCCUCCUGUGGCAUGAUGCUCACCGGCCUGCAGAUCACUCUGAAAGCUGCCAGCAUGUCCUACAUCCCUGCUUUCACCAGGAUCUACCAGAACACCCUGGACUGGCUCCCAGGCUUCGUCUUCCUGCUGUCCAGCAUCUUCACAGUACUCGCCAUGAUACCAGUCAGCAUUGUGGGCUGCAGAACUGCUAAGAAGCAACUGUACAUGAGGAUUCAGGGAGACUGAAGCACUGCAUUGAUGGCCAGUUCAUAUUUGCACAAGGAAAAUAGGAACUGAAAACACAAAGUGUGACUUCCUCUAUUUUGUUAAAGCUGCAGCUGCAGGGACAGGCUGCUGGACCUGACCUYUUACGGUACAAAAUACAAACCAAAGUUUUCCUAGUCUAUGAUAUUUUGGUAACGCUUUCUUUUACGGUACCCGUAUUACCGUGUAAUUACAAG